GGAGAAUGACAACAUGGCGGUCUCCUUGCGUCUGGGUCGUCAAGGAAUUUUAUUUGGCCUAAAAUUGUCUAGUUUUAACAAAUGUUUAAGGCUUAGACACCCAUCUCAGGCCAGUGUGAGAUAUUUAUUUCAGUCACCAUGGAUGCUGGCUGUCAGCCCAGUCAAAGUACAAAUGCCAGCUCUCUCUCCCACCAUGGAGGAAGGGAACAUUGUCAAAUGGCUAAAAAAAGAAGGUGAGGCAGUGGCAGCAGGUGACGCUCUUUGUGAAAUUGAGACCGACAAGGCUGUGGUUACAAUGGAGUCCAACGAUGAUGGUAUUUUAGCAAAGAUAUUGAUGGAGGAGGGUAGUCGCAACGUGCGCCUUGGCACUCUCAUCGCCCUCAUGGUGGAGGAAGGGCAGGACUGGAAGCAGGUUGAGAUCCCCCCUCCAGAUGCUGCUCCUCCAUCAGCUGUCCUGCCUGCAGGCCCUGCCUCAGUGUUGACUUCUCCCGCUCCUUCAACGAGUCCUCCACCAAAACCAGUCAAGUCAGGACAGUUACGUCUGAGUCCAGCAGCCAGACACAUUCUGGAUACUCAUGGUAUCGACCCCAAAUUGGCCACACCCACUGGACCAAGGGGCCUCAUUACCAAGGAAGAUGCAUUGAAUCUUUUAAAGACUUCUCCUGCCUCCAAAGCAAUGCCAGCCAUGGUGUCACCAGCAGGCCCACCACCUGUCCCGAGUUCUGUCCCCACCUCAGCAGCUCCCCCUCCGCCUCCAAGCAGCAGACCCAACAUCCCUCCUCUUUCUAUACCAGGAAAACCUGGAGCACAGGGAACUUUCACAGAGAUCCCAGCCUCAAACGUCCGUCGAGUGAUUGCACAAAGACUGACCCAGUCAAAGACUACCAUCCCCCAUUCGUAUGCUUCUAUUGACUGUGACAUGGCUGCUGUCAUGCAGCUCCGCAAAGAUCUUGGCAAAGAACAAAUUAAAGUAUCCGUUAACGAUUUCAUAAUCAAGGCAGCAGCUGUUACACUAAAAGAAAUGCCAAAAGUUAAUGUUACCUGGUUUGAUGAUGGACCCCAUGCACUCGACUCCAUCCACAUCUCAAUCGCUGUGGCAACUGACAAAGGCCUCAUCACUCCUAUCAUCAGGGAUGCUGCAAACAAAGGAGUGCAGGAAAUCUCAGCCAAUGCUAAGACUCUGGCCCAGAAAGCUAGAGAUGGGAAACUUUUACCUGAGGAGUACCAGGGGGGCUCAUUCAGUAUAUCUAACUUAGGGAUGUUUGGAAUCAGUGGCUUCAGUGCUGUGAUCAACCCUCCUCAGGCAUGUAUCCUUGCUGUUGGGACUUCUAGGACCGAGCUGCAGCUGAAUGAAGAUGACCAGACCCUUCGCACUCAGCAGCUGAUGACGGUUACAUUAUCCAGUGACGGGCGGCUGGUGGAUGAUGAAUUAGCAUCUCGGUUUCUUGAUAAAUUUCGUGCCAACCUAGAACAACCGCAGCGCAUGGCCCUUGCCUGAAUAUGAAGCAGGGUGGAAAAAAAAAUGCAUUUAGGUUAAAAAAAGACAAAGCAUGGCUUGUGUUUUUACAAGCUAUGACCUCUAAAGUGGCAGAUACCCAUUAAUUCUUUGAUUAAAACUUAGAAGUUGUUGUACAUAAACUGUGACCGACUCUCGAGCUGUUUUAAUGGAACUGAACUUGUCAAUAAUUCUAAAUAUUAAAACAAAAUACUGCAAAAUGGACAGUUCAUUUACCACAUUAAUAUAACAUAAAUAUAUAUUUAGGUUGCAUCAUUUUAGCUCUGUGUCAUCAGGAAAAACAUGCUUCCAAUUUACAUUUAUAAGAUAUUUAUUAAUGAAAGUCAGAGGUAAAACACUUUCCACAACAGUUAAGUCUCAAAUAACCUUUUUUAAUGAAAAUGCAUAUAUAAAUAUUAAAAAUGUUAUUUGCUCAUUUAUUUAAAUUGUCAGUUUAUAUGUCUAAGCCCCUAUGUAAAGAAAUAAUUGUAAAUUCUGGUGUCUUAGAUGCCAAUAAAACACACUGUUCAACCUUCAAA
This is a messenger RNA of Austrofundulus limnaeus, 2034 nucleotides long. It is a transcript of the gene pdhx, whose product is annotated as pyruvate dehydrogenase complex component X. The transcript is spliced from 11 exons. Gene Ontology annotation, cellular component: mitochondrion; pyruvate dehydrogenase complex. Gene Ontology annotation, biological process: pyruvate decarboxylation to acetyl-CoA. Gene Ontology annotation, molecular function: acyltransferase activity. The record is from RefSeq and is a predicted model, not a curated record. The coding region runs from base 14 to 1498 and encodes 494 amino acids. NCBI's taxonomy places the organism in Eukaryota, Metazoa, Chordata, Actinopteri, Cyprinodontiformes, Rivulidae.